AUGGGUAACGUAUUGUCGGCACAGAUUCCGAACCAGAUAUUGCCGGUUGAGGCAUAUCUGUCCGAUAUCAGCGAUGUGGAGUUUGUCAGCAGUUUGGGCAGUACACGAUUCAUGAAAGUUGCUCGGGUGGAGCAUGCCGAAGGUCCAUCAUUGCUCAAAGUGUUCCUUCUCCAGGAUCCAUCAUUCUCGAUCGACCCCUAUCGCGAUCAAGUCUGUGUUUAUUUGUUCAUAAAUAAAUGUUUUGUUGACUAA
Messenger RNA from Gongylonema pulchrum, 252 nucleotides. NCBI's taxonomy places the organism in Eukaryota, Metazoa, Nematoda, Chromadorea, Rhabditida, Gongylonematidae. The record is from the annotation of a GenBank genome assembly.